UUUACGCCAUUUGUGGUGCUCGUGAUAUUGUAUUAUAUACGUCGUGAACUAGGUUUCAGUUAUUUAGUCUGUUUAUGUCUGUUGUAAAGUGAGAUAUCAGAGACUUUAAAAAUGUCUGCAAAUAACACCAAAUUGUCGACUACGGAGCGAGUCGUCAAAAGUGUUCCAUUUCCCCCUAGUCAUAAACUGACAAUGAAUGAAGUGUUCGAUCCAAAAACUAACAAACCCCGAAUAGACGUUCUUAAACAACACUUUGUUUUGGAAGGUAGGAUAGAAGAAGCCGCUGCCUUGCGUCUCAUCAAUGAAGGAGCUGCAUUGUUACGCCAAGAGAAAACUAUGAUUGAUAUAGAAGCCCCUGUAACAGUAUGUGGUGAUAUUCAUGGACAGUUCUACGACCUAAUGAAGUUAUUUGAAGUAGGUGGGCCACCGGCUACAACUAAAUAUCUCUUUCUUGGAGAUUAUGUAGACAGGGGUUAUUUUAGCAUAGAGUGUGUCCUCUACUUGUGGGCAUUAAAAGUAUCAUAUACCAACACAUUAUUUUUAUUACGAGGCAACCACGAGUGUAGGCAUUUAACAGAAUAUUUCACUUUCAAAACAGAAUGCAAAAUCAAAUACUCCGAAAGAGUAUACGAUGCUUGUAUGGCGGCUUUUGACUGUUUGCCUUUAGCGGCACUCAUGAACCAACAGUUCCUUUGUGUUCACGGUGGCCUAUCGCCCGAGAUUCACACGUUAGAAGACAUUAAAAAGCUGGACCGAUUCAAAGAACCUCCAGCUUUUGGUCCAAUGUGUGACCUUCUGUGGUCAGAUCCUCUUGAAGACUUUGGAAACGAAAAAAAUGCAGAACACUUCAGUCAUAACAGUGUCAGGGGUUGCUCAUAUUUCUAUAGCUAUGCAGCAUGUUGUGAAUUUCUUCAACACAAUAACUUACUCUCAAUAAUUAGAGCACAUGAAGCUCAAGAUGCAGGCUAUCGUAUGUACAGGAAGAGUCAAACAACGGGUUUCCCUUCUCUCAUCACCAUUUUCUCAGCACCAAAUUAUUUGGAUGUGUACAAUAACAAAGCUGCAGUUCUAAAGUAUGAAAAUAAUGUCAUGAAUAUUAGGCAGUUCAACUGCUCCCCCCAUCCAUAUUGGUUACCAAACUUCAUGGAUGUUUUUACGUGGUCUUUGCCUUUUGUGGGAGAGAAAGUUACAGAGAUGUUGGUAAAUGUUUUGAGUAUCUGUUCGGAUGAUGAACUGAUGUCUGAAGGAGAUGACACAUUUGAAGGUGGUGCAGCGGGAGCUAGAAAAGAAGUUAUCCGAAACAAGAUUAGAGCUAUAGGAAAAAUGGCCAGGGUGUUCUCUGUGCUUCGAGAGGAAAGUGAGAGUGUUCUUCAACUGAAAGGCUUGACCCCAACUGGAACUUUACCAUUAGGAGCUCUGUCUGGUGGCAGAACAUCACUGAAAAAUGUACUUGCUUCUUCUGCAGAACUGGCAGGGUUCUCACCACAUCACAGAAUUACUAGCUUUGAAGAGGCCAAAGGUUUGGAUAAGAUAAAUGAACGCAUGCCACCCCGCAAGGAUGCAGCACACACUCCAUCUCCAGUGGGCCAUGGAUCAACAGAUGACUCUACAUAUUCUCAAUCUCAGGCAUCCAUGGCUCAGCAUAAUGCAACACGCCAUAGUUCCUGAGACAAUUCCCAUGAUAUGGCCGAGCACACUGGACUUUGGAACCGGCGAGGGGCAGCCUUGAAACUUUACUUCGCCAGUUUUACAUCCCAGCCUGGUACUGUUAAGGAAACGCAGCUGAUUACUACAUAACACCCUGCCAAGUCCUGCAUUCAGUUGGGAAAUGGAAGUCUGGCACAGAGUGCCAUGGUCUCUGCUUUUCUUUCCAGUUCUCUUUUACUUUCUUAUUGACUUGUUUUACCUAGAGCCAAGGCACCUUUCCAAUCUUUGUUUCCAUCAACAAACUGUCAAAGACAAUCAUGGGAUUAAAGGAGAUUUGUAAAGAAAGCAAAUGGGGAGGAAAUAUAGUGAGCAGUAGGAAAAACAAGACUGUUUCACAUUCCCAGAAAGAAUGUAAAGUUGUCUUGGCUCAAGUCUUCAACUCCUGGGCUACCUGUCUCAGACUAAGCUGGAAGAGACAGAUGUGCAUUCUGUAUCAAACCAAGUGAUAUUUGAUAUUGACUGUUCAAAAUAAAAAAAAUUUACUUUGUUUUCACAACUUCUGUGUAACAUUAGGUAGAGAUGGUCAAAAUAUCAGCAUUGUUUAUUUUUUUACACAAAACCUCUAAAAAUACCAAUCUAUAAAUAUCAUUUGUUGUUCAUAAUGAAUGAAACAUUUGACAGUCCCUUUAUAUAAUUACACAAGUGAUAAGGUAGAGUCAAAUUUGCUUAUGUUAAAAUUUUGUAUUUUAGUGAAUUUUAAAGUAUUAAGAAAAGAAUGUGUUCAAAUCAAAAGUUUGUUAUAAAUUCAUUACUUUGAAUAUUUUUUGUGCAAUAUGAAACCUAUUAUUUUGAUCUAUUAUUCCAUUUUGGAAGUAUACAUAUAUAUUUGUGUGUGUGUGUGUGUGAGUGAGUAUAUAUAUUAUUCCUCCCCAAUUAUUGUUGUUGUUUUUUGUGCAUUAUAGUGGAAGACAGGUAGCCCAAAGUGUUUGAUGGUGUUACAGAUAUGAGCUGCAAUUAAUCCCCUCAGCCUGCCCAAAACCCAUCAAGUGCUUGGCAUUUGGAUUUAUGAUCUCUGUAUUUUGUUGUAUUUGGCAGCUAACACCAAUUAAAUGAAUAACUUGCAUGAGAGACACCUUUACAAUAAACAUAUGGCACACUGUUGUGGAAAGUGAGUUUUGAAUUUUAUCUCAAUACAUUGCACAUUUUCUACAAAGGGGUGCCUUUUGUUUUCUUUUUUGCUGCUGCUGUAUUGCAUUUUAUGCUUUUUGUAUCAUGUUUCCAGUUAUGCUCUUUUUGAAUAGGAAAAAAAUGAAAAAACGUUUAUCCAUCAUUUAGAGCUGAACUCUACUUGCCAUCUAUUUUGCUUGACCUUCCAGCCCCUGGCGGAUGUCCAUAGGUAUAUACAAGUGAUUUGAUGAGCUCUUUUAAAGUCCAUUCAAGCAUAGUUGGGCAUGUUUUGUUAAUAUUUUCAUGGAUUGUUAGUUCUGUUAUAAAAUAAAACAUUAUAAGCUUUAAUCUAAGGAUUCCCCUUUCUCCCAUUUUUGAAAACGUUUUCAAAUUUCACCUUGUAUAACUAUUGUAUAUGUGUAGUGAUAAAUUUCCAACUUAUUAUCAAUACCAAGUUUUUCUCUGGAGUGGGAAGAGCCACUCCUCUCAUCUCUCCUCCUACAUUGUACAGUUACAUGGCAUGGGCCUUACAAUCUCAUAGACGUUUGUCAUUUGAUGGCUUUACAGAGCUAGGGAUGCUUCUGUGGUUUGUUUAAGUAUGUGGUGUACUUUGUUAAAUACAAGAAAGCCUUAACAUGUAUGAAUAAAAAAAAAUGUCAAAGCAAAGACAUGCUUUAAUGAGGUAAAGCCAGAAAUCAGGCCUUAAAAAGUUUUUCAUGUAUUUUUAAGAAAACUAGUGGUGUUGCUACCAGAUGUGUCUUUUUUGAUGUUUUCUUUUAAAUUCCUUCCUUCCAUAUAUUAGGGUCUGUAUCAUUACUGCUUAACUCAUAUUCUCGCACAUUUUAGAUUGCUGGAAGUUUGAUGAUAAUUAAUUUUUUGAACAAAACAUCUAAAAGUGUCAUUUAUUUCAAUGCACAAUGUGUUGUUGUUUUUGACAAAAACUUUUUCAAAAUAUUUUGUCUAGAGUAUUAAAAUAAUCUAAUAUUUAAAAAUGUUACCUUAUUUUUUGUUUAGUUUUAACUGAUUAUUUAAGAAUAGUUUUCAUGGUUGUUUCUUUAAAGAUAGACAGAUAAUUGUAGUUCAGAUUUUUUUAUUUACAAACUGGACAUUGUCCGCCUAGUCAUAAAUAAUAUUUAUGUGAGAAAUGGUGGUUUCAUAGAUUAAAAUUUUGGUCAAGGUUUUGUAUGCCUUUUUGUGUAAUGAAACUGAAAUUAGAGAAAAAGAUUAUGGCCUGCCAAACUUGUCUCAAGUCAAGAGUCUGUUCUUUUUUUUAAUAAUCCUCUGAGCUGAAAUAGUGCCAUUCCUGUAAUGUUCUGAUUGUUAUGUGUUAUCAUUCAAACACAGUUCAUGAGGCACAUUUACAUCUGCCCCAUACUUUACCAAAAUUUAUAUAUAUGCACUUCAGAGCUUCAUUGUCCUUGUGAUAUAUCCCCAUCUUGAAUUAUGUCUGUAUCUUUAACUUACUGUUUAAAACAUUUAUUUUUACUUUUUCCUUUAUCAUACAGUACCUGAAUGAUAGUUUCAGAAGGCUUAUAGAAAUGUCAAAACAUUUGUCUAGGAUGUUUCUAGGCUUAACAAGAGAAAAAAAAAUGUAUUUGAUGGCUUAUGCAUGAUUAAAUUAUAAAAGAUUCUAUCCAGUACUUGUUCCUUUCAAAAUAAAAUCAAUAUAAUAUGACCCUUGUUUGUUGAAACUACAAUUCCACUUCCAUGUCAAUGUUUUUCUUCCUUGCAGUCUUGAUGUAAAUCUUUUAUUAUGAUAAAAUUCAGCUAACAGACAUUCAAGUAACAAUCUACACUAUGGUAAGUUUACUGUUGCAUUUCCAAGAAUAAUUUCUGAAUAGAUAUUUUUUCUUCCGAGAAAUAUUUAGUGAGGUUAUCCACUUUGUGUGAAAUAUAUUCUUAAGUGAGUACACUAGAUAAAAUAUGUAUAUAUUCACAAUUUUUUCCUUAGUUAUUCAUAUGUAUUUUACCCAUGUAACUUGUAAGAAUUAGUUCUCUGCAUACAAAACUUUUUUGGUAGCAUAUAUUGCAUAGAAAUUAUAGUGUUAUGUAUAGUAUCUAUAAUACCUUUAAUUUUGUUAAAAUAAAAUGUGGAAUAUGGUUUUUCCUUUCAAAGUUUUGUUCUAUAAGUAAAAGCUAUUAUUAACGUUUUUAUUUUUUUGUUUUUUUCCAUUUUCAGAGCUAAUCAGUGAUUGUUCUUGUAUGUCUGUAAGUUUAUAAAAAACAACAACUUUUUAACAGUUUUUCUCUUUCAAGAAUUUUAAUGCCAAUAAAAUUUCAGGCCUGUUUCCUGUCUACUGUGCACUUGUUGUAAAUGAUAUCACAAUGUGAUGUUGUAAAGAUUUUCGUGUUCAAUAAAAAUUUAAAAGCAAAAUGGAUACACAAAUAAAACAUGUUCUGAAGCGUAUUUUAUCCAUUUUGAGAGUUUUCAACAGA
Molecule: messenger RNA, 5250 nt
Organism: Limulus polyphemus (Atlantic horseshoe crab)
Lineage: Eukaryota; Metazoa; Arthropoda; Merostomata; Xiphosura; Limulidae
Product: serine/threonine-protein phosphatase 2B catalytic subunit 2-like
Exons: 13
Coding region: 112-1668 (518 amino acids)
Biological process (GO): calcineurin-mediated signaling
Cellular component (GO): cytoplasm; calcineurin complex
Molecular function (GO): calmodulin-dependent protein phosphatase activity; calmodulin binding
Source: RefSeq, a predicted model, not a curated record